AACACAGACGAAGUAAAUCGAACCAAUCAGCUUUAACGUUACAUGAAGGUGAUGUUGGGCUUCGCGGAAGUUGACGUUUCCGACGGCAGAUGAAACGGAAAAUUCUUUACCAUUUCCCUCAUUUAGAGUGAAAAUAAAGAUAAUUAUAUCAAACCGGUGUUCAAAUAGCAGUCCCAUGCUAGAAUGUCAGACAUGUGGAGUGAGGACGCCGGAUUUCUUGUUUGAUGGCUGCUUUGGCAGUAUUGCGUCACGCCGGCAGCAGUCCUCUGCUGUGGGGCUGGACUCCGGCCCUGUUUGCUCUUCUGGGCUCUGUGUUUGUCCUGCUGCUGCCUUUAGCAGGCAUAGAGGAGCAAUGCUGUGCCACGCUAAAGGGUAUCGCCCUGCUGCGUUGCCAGCUUUGGGGAGGUGUCCAGCGGCCCGCGGUGCACACGACCAGCCUGACGGUCCCAUUUACAGAGCUUGAUCUACUGCCACAAAAAGUCAAGCCCACUAAAGAGAAUCAGUUGGAGGCGAAGGCGGCUCUUCAGCAGGCCCUGGAGAUGAAGAAGCAGGGCAAGAGGGAGAAAGCACACAAGCUGCUUGUUCACGCGCUCAACAUGAACUCCGAAUUCGUGGAGGCGCUCACCGAACUGGGAACAAUUCUGGAGGAAGAAAAGGACGUCGUCCAAGCAGAUCACCUCUACACCAAAGCUCUCGCCAUCUCGCCGUGCAAUGAGAAAGCUCUGGUGAGCAGGGACCGUACGCUCCCCUUGGUGGAGGAAAUAGAUCAACGCUACUUCGGGAUUAUAGAUGGAAAGGUACAACGUCUCAUGUCUAUACCCAAAGGCAACUCUGCUUUACGUCGGGUCAUGGAGGAAACCUACUACCAUCACAUUUAUCAUACAGUAGCCAUCGAAGGCAACACACUUACACUGUCAGAGAUUCGCCAUAUUAUAGAGACAAGAUACGCUGUGCCAGGUAAGAGCCUUCAGGAACAAAAUGAGGCGAUCGGCGUGGACGCAGCGAUGAAGUACAUCAACACCACCCUGCUGUCCCGUACCGAGGACAUCACUGUAGAUGACAUCUUAGAGAUACAUCGGCGCGUCCUGGGCUACGUCGACCCCGUCGAAGCCGGGCGGUUUCGGACUAACCAGGUGUUUGUGGGCCAUCACAUUCCACCUCCUCCACGGGAUUUGCACAGACACAUGCAGGAGCUGGUGCAGUGGUUGAACUCAGAAGACACGCUGCAUCUUCACCCCGUGGAGUUCGCGGCUCUUGCGCACUAUAAACUGGUUUACGUGCAUCCGUUCGUAGACGGGAACGGGCGGACAUCUCGACUGCUGAUGAAUUUAAUCCUGAUGCAAGCCAGUUACCCUCCAAUCACAAUUCGUAAAGAGCAGAGGGCAGAGUAUUACGCUGCCUUGGAUACAGCCAACGAGGGGGACGUUAGGCCCUUUAUUAGAUUUAUUGCAAAAUGCACAGAAAUUACGCUCGAUACUCUACUGAUAGCCACAACGGAGCAUGCUGUUGGGCUGCCUGGUGCUGGUAAUCAUGCUUGCCAUAACUGCAAACAAACUAUACCUGCACACAGCUGAGAAAAACGCACACUGCAAAAAAUGAUUUUCAAGAAAAAAUUCUUAGUAUUUUUGUCUUGUUUUCUGUAAAAAUAUCUACAAAUUCUUAAAUUAAGAUGAUUUAUCUUGAUGAGAAAAUGACCCAAGAAAAUAAGUCUAAUUUUUAGACCAAAAUUUCAAAUUUAAGUGAUUUUGUGCAUAAAACAAGCAAAAAUAUCUGUCAAUUGGGGUUAGCAAAUUUUUCUUGAAUUUAGUGUUUAAGAAAAAUUUUCAAGAUUUUUUAGCUUACUCCAUUGGCAGAUUUUUUUGCUUGUUUUAUGCACAAAAUUAAUUGAAAUUGAUUAUUUUUGUAUAAUUUUAAUAUAAAAAUUAGACUUAAUUUCUUGGGUUGUUUUUGCUCAUCAAGAAAAAGCAUCUGAAUUUAAGAAUUUUUAGAUAUUUUUUACUGAAAACAAGACAAAAAUACUAAGAUUUUUUUCUUGAAAAUCAUUUUAUGUAGUGCAUGUGUAAUUUAGGUGCCAUAUGGACCAAUUUGGCUUGAUCAUGAUGUAUUGUUAUGAUGAUGAGUUGCCACAAAUUAAUUAUACAUUGUGUUUUUGCCUUCAAUUUAUUGCCAGUUUUAAAUAGCCCAUUAAUGGUUUAAUACAUCUGACUGUUUGAUGGAAAGUGACAGGUCACAGUGUGUAAUACAGAUUGUAAGAUCUUGUCUCAGGUAUGUCUUUAUAAAGUAACUAAUGCUUUUGAUUGGGUAAUAUAACAAAUACGAACUUUGCUGUCCGUCAUUAGGUAUGACAUCACCUUCGAAAUAGAAUGCAACAGUGUUUGUUUUUGUGCAUGUCAACACUUUAAAUUUUUUGGAGUGGCAAUAAAAUAAUUUUACUGGUAGUGGAAGUCAUGCAGACAUCUCUAAAAUUCUUAAUUCAUGAUUGAGCUAAUUUGAGCAGUUUGCAUAAGAAUAGAUUUGCAACAUGCUAAAAUAUUAUUUUCCUCUUUGCAUGAAUCCUAAGUUACCGGAAAGAUAAAAUGAGUUUAAAAUGGGUAUUAGCAAAAUUGUUUUGUAUAAAUAGUUUUCAAGUUUAUCUGAAACAUUAAUGUACUUUAGGAAUCAUACAUCAAGUCUGCUGUUCUUUAAAAUGGUAGUGUAGAAAACUGUAUUUAAAGUUUUAAGUAUUUGACAGCAAGUUACAUUUUUACUGACAUCGUUGUUUUAUUUUGGUUUAAAUAUUGCAUUUGCCAUCGUUUUAAAAAACAUCAUGAAGCACUUUUAUUUAAGCAUAGCUAUAAUUUAUUUGACUAAAAAUGCUAUUUUAUUAUUGUAUGUAUGUGUAUAGUAUGAAAUAAAUUAUUGAGCAAC
Molecule: messenger RNA, 2907 nt
Organism: Misgurnus anguillicaudatus (oriental weatherfish)
Lineage: Eukaryota; Metazoa; Chordata; Actinopteri; Cypriniformes; Cobitidae
Gene: ficd
Product: FIC domain protein adenylyltransferase
Molecular function (GO): protein binding
Source: RefSeq, a predicted model, not a curated record